Messenger RNA from Ceratina calcarata, 3201 nucleotides. RefSeq names its product glutamate--cysteine ligase (gene Gclc). The record is from RefSeq and is a predicted model, not a curated record. The transcript is spliced from 10 exons. Gene Ontology annotation, molecular function: glutamate-cysteine ligase activity. Lineage: Eukaryota; Metazoa; Arthropoda; Insecta; Hymenoptera; Apidae. Gene Ontology annotation, cellular component: glutamate-cysteine ligase complex. Gene Ontology annotation, biological process: glutathione biosynthetic process. Bases 889 to 2793 code for a protein of 634 amino acids.
GAAUCCAGCCCCGUCCCUUGUUAUUUUCCUAUUUUCCUGUGUAGUUUCAUCAUUUUAUAUCACAUAAUAUAGGCGAUUAUCUACGUGAUAUAACUGAUACUGAAUUGUCACUCGAUAUCAUUGAUAAAAUUUGAAAAACUGUGGUGCAAUAAUCUAGACGAAUAAUUGUUAAAUUGUCUAUUCGGCGAAAGAAGUUAUAUAAGUUCUUGUCCGAUGAUUAAACUAUACGAAAGUAUGGGGAACGUAAAGGUAUGAACUCGUCUCGUGUAACUGCGAAGUUUAAGUAUACGGUUCUAAUGUGUGCAUGCAAUAAUCGGUAAUGAUGCAUGAUUUGUAAAUAAUAGGUAUACGUCUAGGCAAAAUCGGCGGACGCGACUAUUCUGCACUUAAAAAAUGUCACUACUCAUCUGUGCACUAUCAGUGAAAGAAUUAAAUAAAAACCAAGUAUAUCGCUUAAACUGAUCCCAACGAUUACAUUUUCAGCGAUACGCGCAAACAUGACUUGACAGUAUUUUAAGCUGAUAUCUCCGAGCCUCUAAACGCUUGUUACUCGGAAGUUGCGGUAGGAGGGUAUAGGUAUGAUUAUCUUGUAUUUAUAAACCAUCGAAAGUGACGGGAUAGUUCGUACAAGACUCAGAACUGCUCAGAGCCAGAGGAUCGUGGUGUGGUUAAUGUACUUGCAUUUGUACGACGCGUGAAUGGUGUUGUGCUUUAUUUCACUUGAUUACACUGUAGAAUUUUGAUCAUCUAGUUAAAUUGUGCCUCGGUGCAACUCGGCUCAAAUCGGAUUCAGUCGAUACCGUCGAUACUGCGCGAAUUCUGUUUCAAGCAUUAAAUUUUUGAAAAAAGGAAGAGCUACUCAAUAAUUUAAGAUCGACCUGUACAACCAUGGGUUUAUUAUCCGAGGGCAGCCCUUUAGAUUGGGAAAAAACGAAGGAUCUUGCUGAUCACGUUCGAAAACAUGGGAUUAUUCAAUUUAUUAACCUGUAUAAGAGACUCAGAGACCGCCAGGGUGAUAUACUCAAAUGGGGCGAUGAGGUGGAAUACGUACUCGUUAAGUUUGAUGAUGAAGCAAAAACUGCGAAACUUAGUUUAAGAGCUGCCGAUAUACUACAGGUCUUAAAUGAGAAAGAACAAAGUGAUCCAGACAAUAUUAAAUCGUUAUGGAGACCCGAAUAUGGUGCUUACAUGUUGGAGGGAACACCGGGGAAACCGUACGGUGGUCUAUUGGUCCACUUUAAUAUUGUCGAAGCUAACAUGAGAUACAGAAGGCAAGAAGCGUCCAAGUUACUUGGACCUAAUGAAGUUUUAAUGUCUUUAACCAAUUUCCCAAGAACAGGGGCACAAGAUUUCACUGAUCCUCCCACGCGCUCCACUCCUGACGACGGGGCAGCGAGAAGUUUAUUUUUCCCAGACGAAGCUAUUUAUCCAGGUCAUCCACGAUUUAAAACAUUGACGAGAAACAUAAGGAAACGACGCGGUGAAAAAGUUGCCAUAAACAUUCCUAUUUACAAAGAUGAAAAUGUACCAAGACCGUUCAAAGAAGAUUUCAGUAAUCUGGUCGACGACGAAUCAAAUUAUGCUGCACAAGAAGAUCACAUUUACAUGGACGCUAUGGGUUUUGGGAUGGGUUGUUGCUGUCUACAGCUGACUUUCCAGGCUUGUAACAUACAAGAAGCGAGGACGUUGUACGACCAGUUAGCACCGUUGUGUCCGAUAAUGUUGGCUCUAACUGCUGCCAGCCCGUUUUACCGAGGAUAUAUAAGCGACGUCGAUUGUCGAUGGAACGUGAUAUCUUGUUCUGUUGACUGCAGAACGCGGGAGGAACGUGGCCUAAAGCCUCUGAAGGAAAACAAAUUUAGAAUAAGUAAAUCUAGAUACGAUUCCAUCGAUUCGUACCUCAGCGAACAAGGAGAGAAAUACAACGAUGUGCCUUUGACGUACGACGAUGAAAUAUAUAAACAGCUCUUAGACAAUGGAAUUGAUAAAUUACUCGCGCAACACGUAGCACAUUUAUUCAUCAGGGACACCGUAUCUCUGUUUUCUGAGAAAAUAAAUCAAAACGAUGCGGAGGAUACCGAUCACUUCGAAAAUAUACAAUCGACGAAUUGGCAAACGAUGCGAUUUAAGCCACCGCCACCGAAUUCCUCUAUAGGGUGGCGAGUGGAAUUCCGUCCGUGCGAGGUUCAGAUCACUGAUUUCGAGAACGCUGCAAUUGUCUGUUUCAUCGUUCUUUUGACAAGGGUCAUUUUGAGCUACAAGCUGAACCUUUUGAUACCUAUUAGUAAGGUCGACAAAAACAUGGCCCGGGCUCAAAGAAGGAACGCCGUCGUAGCAGAGAAAUUUUGGUUCCGCCGAGACAUUACAUCGGAUGCGAAACAGCAAGAUGAUGGACAACCAGAAUAUACCGAGUUCACUGUUAACGAAAUCAUCAAUGGAAAGGACGGAGUCUUUCCUGGUUUAAUACCGUUAGUGAAUUCGUAUUUAGCAAGCAUGGACGUAGAUGCUGAUACUCACUGUACUGUACAAGGAUACAUGAAAUUAAUCCAAAAGAGAGCCUCUGGCGAGUUACUAACGACUGCCGCAUGGUUGAGGAAGGAAGUUCUUUCACACCCAGAGUACAAACAGGAUUCCGUAAUAACGCAACGCAUCAACUACGAUUUGUUAAAAAAAGUACAGAAGAUCGUAUCUAACGAAAUAUCGUGUCCGGAAUUACUUGGGACGUGUAUAUCGUCCAAGACUAAUGAAACUAUACCUGCGGCAGUGGCAAAAGCAGAGAAUAUCUCGCUAUGAGACGUUGCUGUUGACGUCGACGAGCUUAAAUAGAUCGUAAUUAGUUUGAAACUAAUUCUUAUUUAUUUUAGUACGCUUCAGAUGUUGUUGUACGUACUUUACUACACUUAAACUUGUGUGUUCAAAAACUAUGGUUCAGUGGUCGGAAAAGAAGAAAAAUAACAUUCCAUGAAUUAAUUUUGUAAAAACACGAUAUCUGUCUUAACGACGAAGGAACCGAUCAUGAUACAGUUUAUUCAUACGAUUAAACACGAAUCAUUGAAGGAGCGUACAUUCUGUCCUUUUAAGAUCGGAAGUUGUAGCUAGCAGGUAAACGAGUAGCUUUCUCAGAUCAAAUGCAUUUUACAUUGUCUUGUUUUUUUUAUAACUUUCAAAUUUUUUUGUAAUCUAAGUAAAACCGGAACAUUA